This is a messenger RNA of Fraxinus pennsylvanica, 2592 nucleotides long. Lineage: Eukaryota; Viridiplantae; Streptophyta; Magnoliopsida; Lamiales; Oleaceae. The record is from the annotation of a GenBank genome assembly.
AUGUUCAGCGGGCAAAUAAGUGCUCCUUCUCUUAACAUAUUCAAAUGGAAAUGGCACAGUACAUCAUCAUCUCUAAGAACAGGGUUGCUUAAAGAUGUACCUCCUCAAAUUGAAUUGUCUGACUAUCAUAAAGCGCCCAGCCCCCAUAGUGAAAGCCCGUCUGGGCUACUUGACGGAGAGACUUCAAAUGUAGAGCCCAUUGACGAUUUGGACCUGUUUAUCGAGAGGAUUUACACCUACUACUGCGAGAAAGGGCUUUGGUGCAUUAUUAUCAAGUGGAUUUUUGAGCUUCUGAGCCUGCUUUUCACCAUAUGUUUCUCUGGAUUUUUCUUGUUAUAUGUUGAUUGGAAUGGCCUUCGAAAUGCAAAGUGUGGAAUGGAUGCAGUGGAAUCUGGAAUUAAGCCUUGUGAUCUUUCUGAGGAAGCUUUACAUAAGCGGCCAUUGACUCCUUUUACUCUUCCCAAAGCUAUAAUUGUAGGAUACCUUGGAAUAUUUUCCAUAUACUGUAUCUUUUGUUUCUUGAGGUUUUUUGCACAAUUAAAGGAGACUCUUAAGAUCCGUCAGUUUUACUUCAACAGUCUCCAUGUAACAGACAAUGAAAUAAAAACUAUGCCAUGGGCUUUGAUUCUUGAAAAAGUCGUUAGGGCACCAAGUUUGCAACAACUAUGUGUGGUCAAGGAUCUUUCAGUUCACGAUGUGGUGAUGCGAUUGAUGCGGAAGGAGAAUUAUUUGAUUGGAAUGGUUAAUAAAGGAGUGCUCGCCUUCCCUAUUUUUGGGUGGGUCCCAGGUGCUGGUCCAACUAUCAGUGUUGAUUCAAAUGGUGUGCAACAUCGACUAGUGCUAACAAAGACACUUGAAUGGACCUUGAAUUGGUGCGUAUUCCAGAGCAUGUUUGACAGAAACUUUUGUCUGCGGAGGGAGUUCGUUUCUGAUCCUAAAACAUUAAGGAAAAGGCUUAUGAUAUUUGGCUUUGCAAUGCUGCUUCUCUCUCCCUUUCUUGUUAUAUUCAUGCUGGUAUAUCUCUUUUUGAGGCAUGCCGAACAGUUCUACAAUCACCCUAGUACGGCGUCACACCGAAGAUGGUCAAAUCUCUCCAAGUGGAUGUUUAGGGAAUUCAAUGAGGUUGACCAUUUGUUCAAGCACCGGAUAAAUAGCAGUGUAGUACAUGCUUUGGAUUAUCUAAAGCAAUUCCCUUCCCCUAUCUUGACCAUUGUUGCAAGGUUUAUCUCGUUUGUUUCUGGUGGCUUUGCUGCUGUCCUCAUAAUCAUUGCCUUCCUAGAAGAAUCUCUGCUGGAAGGCCAUAUAUUUGGUCGCAACUUAUUUUGGUAUGCGGCAGUUUUUGGAACUAUAACAGCUGUAAGUCGGGCUGCAAUGAUGGAUGAGAUGCUUGUCCUGGAUCCACAGGGAGCAAUGUCACGAGUGGUCCAACAUACACAUUAUAUGCCAAAAAGAUGGCGGGGGAAGGAGAAUACGGAGACUGUACGGGUGGAGUUUGAAACUCUAUUUCAGUAUGCUGGAAUGACGUUGCUGGAGGAGAUGGCGUCAAUCUUUAUCACGCCAUACUUGCUUCUAUUUGUUGUCCCAAAGCGGGUGGAUGAUAUUUUGCAGUUCAUUGUGGAUUUCACUGUGAAUGUUGAAGGUGUAGGUCAUGUUUGCCGUUUCAGCGUCUUCGAUUUUGAAAAUCAUGGCAACAGCAAAUAUGGUUCACCAUUUAACUCGCCUCGCAUCCAAAGGAGCUCCCAGGGGAAAAUGGAAAAAUCGAUCUUGAGCUUCCAAAUUAGCUAUCCUUCAUGGGAACCAGAUGCUCAGGGAAAACGAUUUCUUGCAUCUCUCAAAGCCUUUCGAGAUCAAACGUUGCAAGGGCGAGGAAUGAGAAUUGCACAGUUGGCUUCAGGAAUGCAGCAGCAGAGUCGAAAAUUCCAAGGGUUAGGUGACCAAAACAGCUUCUUCUCAAAGGAAAUGCCUUUUAGUAACGUGUUAACUGGUUCAAUGUGGCUUAACGAUGGUGAACACAAGAAUUUUCCAUAUAUUCUCGACUGGUAUUAUACCUCACAAAAUCACGAUAGAGCUGGUUAUUCGAUUGAUAUUUCAACUGAUACUUUCGUUGGUGUUGAGGAGAACCCUAAAGAUUUCUGGACUGCUUCCCUCUCAACACAAAAUGAAGCAAAAUAUGGUGACAACUCGAGAUAUUUUGACAACGAUCGAGUGCAGAGUCAUCUCCAAACUACUACAUCUUCUCCUCUCUUCCGGGGAAGUGUCCUACAACAUCACAACUCAAGUAUUGCAGAACCUCAACCUACCGGGAGCCGUUGGUGGGAUAGAAGUCAACCACAAGGUGCCGAUCUGCCGAAAGGUUUUCUUGAUCCUCCAAAUUUCUUCCACAAUGCUCCUCAUGAUCAUUACGAUAAUUUCUCAGACAAGAGUGUGGACGAUCAAGAACACUCGGUAUGGAGGAACCAUAAAAGACUUUCUCAAACUUUCUUUAUGGAAGAUUUUGAUGAUGGCGAACUUUGUCUUCCAUUCGGUGAUAUAUAUAGCAGCAGGCAUAUAGAGAGUCCCACUGAGAAUGCAGAUCCUUUAAAUCUUGUGUAA